Messenger RNA from Uranotaenia lowii, 879 nucleotides. Its product is annotated as omega-amidase NIT2-like. The transcript has a single exon. Gene Ontology annotation, molecular function: omega-amidase activity. Gene Ontology annotation, biological process: L-glutamine metabolic process; oxaloacetate metabolic process. Bases 1 to 879 code for a protein of 292 amino acids. NCBI's taxonomy places the organism in Eukaryota, Metazoa, Arthropoda, Insecta, Diptera, Culicidae. Gene Ontology annotation, cellular component: mitochondrion. The record is from RefSeq and is a predicted model, not a curated record.
AUGGGCCCGGUUAAGCGUUUGCUCAUUCUGAGCAUCAGAAUGACCGGUAAAACUUUGAGAGUUGCGCUUAUCCAGCUUAGCGGUUUUCCAACCAAACGGGAGGCGAUCGCUAAUGCUCAGAACCAGGUACGAAUUGCCGUUAAGGAGAAGGGCGCCCAGUUGGUGAUCCUACCGGAGUGUUGGAACUCCACCUACAGUGCCGGAGAAUUCAGGAAGAAUGCGGAACAGAUCCCCAAUGGAGACACCAGUGCGGCUUUGAGUAAGAUUGCGGCCGAGUUGGGUAUCUAUCUGAUCGGUGGAACGUUCCCGGAGGAAGAUGGUGGCCGGAUCUAUAACACUUGCACCGUUUGGGGCCCGAAGGGUGAGUUCCUGGGCAAGUACCGGAAGAUGCAUCUGUUCGAAAUGGACAUCCCUGGCAAGUGUACCUUUAGUGAGCCAAGCACCCUGACUCCGGGAAAUCAAUUUCUUACCUUCAUGAUUGGAGAUCUGCGCAUCGGAAUCGGUAUCUGCUACGAUCAGCGUUUCGCAGAGUUUGCUGCUAUCAAUCGGCAGUUGGGGGUGGACUUCCUGGUGUUCCCAUCGGCCUUUGAUACCUACACCGGUCCAAUGCACUUCGAGCUGAUCGCCAGGGCUCGGGCACUGGACAACAGCAUGUUUGUAGCUCUUUGUUCCCCAGCCAGAGACACCACUCAGGAUUACGUGGCCUAUGGCUAUUCGACGAUAUGUGAUCCCUGGGGAAGGGUGCUGUGUUGCGCUCAGGAGAAACCUACCAUGUUGGUGCAGGAUCUUGAUUUGAAUAUGCUCAACGAGAUAAAGACGCAGAUUCCGGUAUUGCGCCAGAAACGCUUGGAUAUGUACGAGUUGAAUGUGAAGAAAUAA